Messenger RNA from Callorhinchus milii (elephant shark), 1189 nucleotides. RefSeq names its product myogenin. The coding region runs from base 64 to 852 and encodes 262 amino acids. The record is from RefSeq and is a predicted model, not a curated record. Gene Ontology annotation, molecular function: RNA polymerase II cis-regulatory region sequence-specific DNA binding; protein dimerization activity; DNA-binding transcription factor activity, RNA polymerase II-specific. The transcript has 5 exons. Lineage: Eukaryota; Metazoa; Chordata; Chondrichthyes; Chimaeriformes; Callorhinchidae. Gene Ontology annotation, biological process: positive regulation of transcription by RNA polymerase II; muscle organ development; positive regulation of myoblast differentiation.
CAGAGAGAGAGAGAGAGAGACAGAGACACGGAGAGAGCGCAGUGAAGGCUGAAGCGCGCGGUGAUGGAGCUGUUGGAGACUCCGCCCUAUUACUACACGGACCACCGCUUCGUGGACAGCGAGAACCCGUUCCCCCCGCGGCUGCCGAGCUGCGAGCCCGGGGCGGGCCCGGGGCUGUGCGGGGGGCCGGGGCUGGGGGGUGGCCCGGACCCCCGGGGGGCACUGGCCGGGGUGGCCACCCACCCCCACCACCCCCCCCCCCCGCACCCGCACCCCCCGCACCCCCACCCCCCGGGGCAGUGCCUGCUGUGGGCGUGCGGCACCUGCAAGCGCAAGGCGGUGAGCGGGGACCGGCGGAGGGCGGCCACACUGCGGGAGAAGCGGCGGCUCAAGAAGGUGAACGAGGCUUUCGAGGCGCUGAAGCGCAGUACGUUACUGAACCCCAGUCAGAGGCUGCCCAAGGUGGAGAUCCUGCGCAGCGCCAUCCACUACAUCGCCAGACUGCAGGGACUGCUCAGCCUCAGCCUCAGCCUCAGCCCGGACACCGCCUGCAGCGGAGCGGGGCCCGGACACCGCCUGCAGCGGAGCGGGGGCAACCCGGACACCGCCUGCAGCGGAGCGGGGGUUGUUGUCCCCAGUGAGUGUGGAUCAAGCAGCGCUUCCUGCAGUCCAGAGUGGAGCAGCGCGUCUGAGCACUAUCACCCACCCUACAGCAACCCCAGAGAUCAUUUACUAAGUGGCACAAAGCUCCAGUCGGGAGGCACCAGCCUACGUUCGCUCUGCUCCAUUGUGGACACUAUUACACCAGAGGUUUCACCAAGCACCUAUUUGGAGGAAAGCAUCUCAAAUUGACCCAGUCCUCACUGGCUCUAACAUUUUUUUUCAUAAAAGGCAUCUUUUUUAUUUUUAUAUAUUUUUAAUGUGUGUUGUGCUUAAUGUUUGAUACGAGUUUGUUGACUAAAAAGGUCCGUUUUUUUAAAAGAAUUCCCCCUUCUCAUUCCCAAUUCUUAAAUUGUAUUUAAAAACGGCCAAUACUUUUUUUAUAAAGCUUUCUGACCAAUGUGUGCUUUUUAAGCCAAAGUUACUUGAUGUAAAUAUAAAUUCUGCUUUUUACUGAUCGUUUGUUUUGAGUGAGUCUGUGCUAAAUUAUUUUGCUUUUUACAAUAAAAUUAUUGUUAUAAAAUCAAUU